Daphnia pulicaria is the source of this 2488-nucleotide messenger RNA. RefSeq names its product alpha-1,3-mannosyl-glycoprotein 4-beta-N-acetylglucosaminyltransferase B-like (gene Mgat4a). Gene Ontology annotation, molecular function: acetylglucosaminyltransferase activity. Gene Ontology annotation, cellular component: Golgi stack; endoplasmic reticulum; endoplasmic reticulum-Golgi intermediate compartment. Bases 296 to 1906 code for a protein of 536 amino acids. The record is from RefSeq and is a predicted model, not a curated record. Lineage: Eukaryota; Metazoa; Arthropoda; Branchiopoda; Diplostraca; Daphniidae. Gene Ontology annotation, biological process: protein N-linked glycosylation. The transcript has 12 exons.
AAUGAAAACUAACUAGUCUGCUACGUGAUUUUGUCGUGAGCGAAAGUCAGAAAACGUUUCUCCUCCUAUUACCUGCAGUCCAAAGAAUUUAUCAUUUGCAAUACCAUGGAAGUGUGCAUAACAUCUCAGUGAAACACAGUUAAGAAAUUUGCAGUGGAUCCCAACUAUCGUUUCUCCAAAAAUUGAAAUGUGGAGCCGUGUCAGGGGCGUUUCUUAGACGGCUGCGGUGUAAGUUUGUCGCCGAAACGGCGACUGAUUCUUCGUUUAUUUUCCCGCGACCUCCAGCACACUCCAAAUGUUAAGCGGCGGUCGGAUUUUUCGCAAAAAGUUGGCUCUCGCUUUGCUAGUCAUCUUUUGCGUCCCUUUCACCGUCAUCUUACUGCAUCGAGACGACAUAGAUGGGGCUCACCUGGAAGACGAACUUACCUCGGAACUAGCUCAUCUUCGGCAACGAGUCUCCCAAGUCGAAAUGAUCAAUCAAGCACGGCGAAGGGAUUUGUCACUCCUGACCCGACACGUCAAUCGAUCUCUACCUUGGAAUAAUACUAAUGGGGAAGAAUUCCCAGAACUUUCACGUCUUCUAUUGGAUCCGGAACGGAGCCAAAAUUUGCGUCUCCCCAAUAUUUUCUCUUUUUUGCCUUACCUGCUCAACAACCCGCUCAGCACCGUGCCAGCUUUCGUCAUCGGUCAGGGAAAGACACACGCGUCAAUUGUGCUCGGUGUACCGACGGUUAAACGUGAAUCACAAUCGUAUUUACUUCCGACUUUGGCUAGUUUGAUUGCAUCCAUGAACGAAGAAGAGAAGAACGACACUCUGAUCAUCGUUUUUGUAGCUGAGACGGAUCUUGAGUACGUGACCGUGAUAGCAGAAAAGAUAAAGAAGCAAUUUGGAGACGCUUUGCAGAGUGGUCUCUUGGAGAUUGUUUCACCACCGCCAUCCUUUUACCCCGAUCUGAAUGAAUUGCGGGUCACGUUGAACGAUCCUGUCGAACGGGUCAAAUGGCGAACGAAGCAAAAUCUUGAUUACGCUUUUCUGAUGAUGUAUGCUCAGUCACGAGGGAUGUAUUACGUUCAACUGGAAGAUGAUAUCCUCACCACGCCAGGGUAUAUUACGAAGAUGAAGAAAUUUGCCCUGAAAAAGGAAGCCAUGAACCUUGAUUGGUUUCUAUUGGACUUUUGCCAACUGGGAUUUAUUGGUAAAAUGUUUAAGAGCACGGAUCUUCCCUACAUUAUACAGUUCGCUGUAAUGUUCCAUAACGAUAAACCUGUAGACUGGCUCCUUGAUCCAAUUAUCGAAACCCGAUACUGUCCCCACGAUACGAAGAAAUGUAAUCAGAUCAAACUCCUCAAGUGGAUCCACUUCAAACCGUCGCUUUUCCAACAUGUGGGCACCACUUCAUCACUGAAGGGCAAAGUUCAGAAACUGAAGGAUAAAAAUUUCGGGAAACUGGCCCUGUUCACGCCGCACAAAAAUCCACCAGCCAAAGUGACAUCGCCCAUCAAAGCGUACAAGCAAUUUACGAUCCAGCGAGCUUAUCGAGGCGAUUCCUUCUUUUGGGGUCUGAUGCCCCAAGCCGGCGAUAACAUCGUCUUUGAAUUUAGCCAACCGGUCGAGCUGCACGGAUACCGGCUGCGAAGCGGCAAUUACGAACACCCUUCUGACUUAUUGUACAAUACGUCGGUUGAAAUACGGCCGACCGAUCCCGAGCGGGUGAAAGAAACCCUUAAAAUCUCUCCCAGCGAACAAUUUAUUGGCGUCGGGGAAUUUAAUGACCUUGGUAUAGCAGAGGGUAAAAUCGAUCCCAGUCAGUUCGGCCAAAUUAGCGCUGUUCGUCUGGUUAUUAAGAGUGCCAGUAAAAACUGGGUCAUCAUCUCCGAGAUUAUGUUUGACACCGGCAGUGGAUAGUGGAUGACUGAGUGAGCAUGAUGGAGUAGGAACACCAAACAAAUAACAAAACCUUCUUGUGCCAUUCUCGAACACGGGCCAAAGUCAGCUAUAAGUGAAAAACUAAAACAAAACGAUUUGUUUCUUAUCAAAGGGUCGCAGACUUAAGAAUUUGUCCUCUCUUCUUGUUUCCUAAUUUGUUUUUUCGUUAAUGAAAUGUACGUAACCAAGUUCACGUAAGCGACAAUCCUAAUACCGUGCUUAACGACAAAUGAGUUUUUCUUGUCUUUUUGGUUCGUCACUCUCGACGUCGUCAGUGAGUGGAAGGAACCAUAAGAAACUAUUGCUGUUUCCCUACGUGUGAUUUAUGUCCAAAUCACUGACACGCAGUCGACUCAUGUGAUUUCCUCCGUAAAAAUGCUGUAACAUUUUAAAACCAGACGGCAUAUUGUACUACUUAUUUCAAAAUUGCUGUACAUAGUUCAUUGAAUUCUGUUAUCUCUUUUGUUUUCUGUUUUGUUUUUCUCUGGUGCUAUUCUGGUCUUGAAUCAGUGAAUGGUGAAACAAAAAACAGUAAAGUGCAAUAAAACAAGUUUUUGUAUA